Molecule: messenger RNA, 864 nt
Organism: Symbiodinium necroappetens
Lineage: Eukaryota; Dinophyceae; Suessiales; Symbiodiniaceae
Source: the annotation of a GenBank genome assembly
AUGGUCAUGUCUAUGUCGGAUUGGAUGAUCGUGCUGACCUCACUUUGGGAGGUUGGCUUUGAGGCGUAUGCCUUCUUUGCGCAAGGAACCGAAGGCGAUGGAGGCGGCCUGAAAAGUCUGACAAGUCUGAAGAUACUGCGGAUUGUACGCAUAACCCGCAUCGUGAAGGCCGCUCGGCUGAUCCGAAUCUUCCGAUUUGUAAUGGCAUUCCGGCUGCUGAUUGCCUCGAUCAUUGCCACUUUGAAGUCGCUGCUUUGGGCGCUCAUGCUUCUCGCUUUGAUCAUCUACGUCUUCGCCAUCCUGUUGACGCAGGCGGUGCACAGCUAUAAGGCGGACGCUGACAAUGUUCCUCUAUCACCAGCGGACGACGAUGCGAGCGAUCGCUAUUUCGGAUCCCUGGCGCUGACGAUGCUGAGCCUUUUCAUGAGCAUCGCCGGCGGCGUCAGCUGGGAACAGGUGUUGGCACCGCUCAGUGCGAUGUCCGAAGCCUGGAUUUGGGUCUUCCUGUUCUACAUUUCUUUCACGUACUUUGCCGUGUUGAAUGUGGUCACUGCAGUUUUCUGCCAGAGUGCCAUUGAUGGUGCUCAGAACGACCACGCUUCCAAAGUGCAUGCGAUCUUGGCCAACAAGGAGGCGCACCUUGGCAAGAUCAACACCUUGUUCAGCAAGUUUGGUGCUGACGAUGGUGUCAUUACUUUCAAGAUGUUCCAGGAGAAGAUCAACUCGGUGGAAGUGCGCUCUUGGACAAGGAUUCCGGCGGCGCUGUCGAAAUUGAAGAGUUCCUCAUGGGUUGCUUGCGGCUGCGAGGCCAAGCCACGGCAAUGGAUGUCGGAAAGAUUAUCAAUGACCAGCAGUGGCUCAUGA